Messenger RNA from Macrobrachium nipponense, 2104 nucleotides. Its product is annotated as serine beta-lactamase-like protein LACTB, mitochondrial. The record is from RefSeq and is a predicted model, not a curated record. Gene Ontology annotation, molecular function: peptidase activity. Gene Ontology annotation, biological process: proteolysis; regulation of lipid metabolic process. Gene Ontology annotation, cellular component: mitochondrion. NCBI's taxonomy places the organism in Eukaryota, Metazoa, Arthropoda, Malacostraca, Decapoda, Palaemonidae. The transcript has 9 exons. Bases 212 to 1891 code for a protein of 559 amino acids.
CAGUCUCGGGCCGACCUCGAGCGGCUACAGAUGUAGUGCCAAGUACGCCGCCAUUUUUCCACUCCCCAAGGAACAAAAGUCGCUUUCUUUGUGUGCUUGCGUGCUUGUGAACUUGAAGCUCGCCAUUGUCCUCCCACUGGGUCUCUUUGUUGCGUAUGUGUGUACACUUACGCAUGAAUGACUUCCCCUCAGCGUCUGUAGCAACUCGAGCAUGAUGUACUUCCUUCCAGUUAGGUUAAAUACCAUAAUAGCAAAGAAAUAUAGUCUACAGUAUAAAAGGGUUUCAAGGACCCAAUGGUCAUGCCUUCCCUUUUGCAUUAGGAAGCGAGACUUGAAUUCAUUUCAAGGCGCUCAUUUACAACGAAAGAUUCCCAUUGUAGAAGAUCAGCAUUAUGAAGGAAACAAUUUCCGUAGUACCAUUUGGACUCGUGGACUUAUUGUAUUUAGUAUUUUAUUGGGAUCAACUGCUUUUGGUGCUGUUAAAGCCCUCUGUCAAAAGAAGAAAAGUGAAAGUGAUGAAAAGAAUGAUUUUGUGCAUUAUGAAGCCGAUAGAAAACUUAAUCUGACAAUAGAGGAAGUGCGGAAUCUUGAUCUCAGUACAGCUGUAGAUUUGGAGGAGGCAAAACGCAAGGCAGUUGUGUUAUUGAGUCGUAAAAUGGACCAGGUGGGAGCCCCAGGCAUUGCUGUUUCCGUAUCUGUAAAUGGCGAGACUGUUUGGGCCAGAGGUUUUGGCUUUGCUGAUGUCGAAAAUUAUGUUCCUUGCACUUCAAAGACAGUUAUGAGAAUUGCAAGCAUUAGCAAACCAAUAACAAUGACUUUAUUAGCAAAAUUAUGGGAAGAAGGCAAAGUGGACCUUGAUGCUCCAGUGCAAAAAUAUGUACCAUAUUUUCCCAAAAAAACAGUAGAUGGAGAGGAGGUAACUAUUACAACGCGACAGCUUAUUAGCCAUAAAUCAGGUAUUCGCCAUUACCAGCUGAAAGAGAUAAAAGAAGAAGAGAGAAAAUGGAAAUCAGCAAAGUGCAGUAACAAGCAAAAUGAAAAAAAGCAGAAAGAAAAAACUGAUGAAGGAAAGACUGAGCACAGCAGUGAAAAUAAAGUUCAAGAUGACUCGGUAAAAGCAGAAGAGAAUCAGUCACUUACCCAAGAAGUUCAAGGUUCUAAAGAAGAGAGAGAGAAUUCUGAAACUGCAUCUGAGGAGAAGACUGCUGGCAAAAAUCAGGGCAUUGGAGGAAUUUUGAAGAAGAAGAAAAUACAAUUGAGGCAGCACUUGAACAGAAUUGCAGAAAAACCUAAGAGAAAAGAAAAAACCGAAUUCACUCUUGAGGAAUACCACCUUCGAGUCAAAUUUACUGGCACAGAAGAUUCCAUGAAGAUAUUUAUGGAUGAUGAGCUUUUCUUCAAACCAGGUACUGAUUUCCUUUACACAACUCACGGGUGGACAGUGGUUAGUGCAGUAGUUGAAAGUGUGGUUGGUAAGCCAUUUCCACAAGCAAUUCAGGGUAUUUUUCAUGAUCUUGGUCUUCGUUAUACUUACCUAGAUGACCCCUCAAGAAUCAUUUACAACAGAGCAAGUUAUUACAGGCGUGACUCAUCUGGGAGGUUGGAGAAUGCCCCAUAUGUUGAUAAUUCAUAUAAAUGGGCUGGUGGAGGAUUUUUGUCUACAGCUGAAGACUUAACAAGAUUUGGGAAUGCUAUGUUGUACUCCAGCCAACAAAAUAGUGCACAAAAUGUGGAAGGUCAAGCUCCUCAAAGGGGAUAUCUCAAGUCAUCUACAAUGAAACAUCUGUGGGACACCAGUCGCAGGUACCAAAAUGGGGUGGGAUCGCGAUGGUGGAUAUGGGUGGGGAUGGGGAGCUGUGGAAGGAAAAGAAAACCUAAAGUUUUGUCGUGAAGUGCGGCCUUAUGCCUCACACACUGGAGGAGCAGUGGGAGCUAGUAGUGUGCUUCUAAUUUUACCUGCACAAAGUGAAGGUGGCCACAUUGAUGGCCCACCUCCUAGAGGUGUUGUUGUGACACUGCUGACAAAUAUGGAGAAUGUUGGCCUUAAUACAGAGGCUCUACAGAUAGCAAAGUUAUUUGAAAAUUUGAAAAAGUAAGCAAGUAA